GUAGAGGUGGCGUCAGCGACGACGGCGGGAAGUCUGUGACGUACUGGUCUCCGGAAGACCAAAUGCUCCUGGUGAGAUGCAAGCGGGAGCAAGAGAUGCACCUCGCCGGGCUGGGUCAUAAUUACGGGCGGAUGCGGACCAAGGAGUGGAAGUGGGACGACAUUGCGAAGCGCAUGGCGAACGCGGGGAGGCCUAAAGAUGUCGACGACUGCAUGAAGAAGUGGGACAAUCUCUUCCAAAACUACAAGAAGAUAGAGAGAUUUCAGAAUGCCAACGGCCAGGCAGAUUUCUUCAGGAUAUCGAAUGAAGAAAGGAAGGAGCACAACUUCAAGUUCCGGAUGGAGAGCGUGUUGUACAACGAGAUCCACGCAGGCAUGCUGGGGAACCAUACAAUUUUCCCUCCCAACGUCGCCGACACCGGCAGUCCGGACGGGGUGCAGCUGCCCAGGCAAGGAGCGGUUGGUGGGGAGUUUGUGGGUAGUGAGGCUGGUGGUGACGGCUGCCCUGAAGAAUGUUCUGCUGCGAGGGACUCCGACAACAACCCAGGCAGUGGGGCUGGAGGCGGGAAGCGGAAGUAUGUGCGUCAACAGGCGUUGGAGUCGAUCGUUGACGUCAUGGACCGCCAUGGGGAACUGAUGUCAACGACGAUCGAUUCGUCUAGCAAGCGGCAAUGCAGCAUAUUCACGAGGCAAUGUGAUAAACUCGAGCAGGAAGUUGCAGUCCAAAAAGCGCACUAUGCGGCGUCCGAUGAGACGCAGAGGAUGAUGUGCCACACGCUUAUGGAGAUCGCUGCCACCAUCCGUGGUCGGUCGUCGACUGUCGCAGAGGACCACCGUCGACGCCUUUGUAGCCAUCUCGUCACGUGGAGGAUCUUCGCUGGAGUCGUCGUCCUUCUGUCGUACACGUGGACGUCCACCGUCAAUCAUUCCAUCGCGGAGCACUCUCACCGUCGCUCUUCUGUUCUUCUCGCCGUCAAUCUUUUCGCCGCGGAGCGCUCUCGUCGGGCUCUUCGUCCUUCUGUCGUGCACGUGUACGUCGUCGUCUACGUCCCGCGGAGGAGAAAUCUUUUGCGUCGUGGGGGCAUUCGUCCUCGUCAGGCUGCAGCAACACGGGAGACAUUCUUCUCGCCAGAUCGGUGGGACUUCAAACGACGGUCGACAAAGCGAUUCCCGCUCAUCCGAUCGGACCACCAAGCUCGCCUGAAGAGGUCCCGACGAAGCAUGUCUACACGAGGGAGUGCACGUGGUAAGAAGCGCGACAGCGUCCCUGACGACACCCAAGGGCAGAGAAGAGGUCGGCGGCAUGUCCCGAAGGCGAAGAGGGCGCGUUUGGAUGAUGCGUCAGCAAGCAUGCCUCCGCGCCGAGCGCAAGGUUGGGCGGCAGCAGCGGAAGGGGACUACGACGACAGCUCCACGAGGGAGGAAGAGCAGGCAGAGGCGACCGCGUCCGUAGUACGGGAGAGCGCUUGGCAGCGCUCUCCUGAUCAGACCCCUUCGAAGAGGAUGCUCACCCCUCCGCCCGAGGCGCAGCAACUGCGUGCCAGCGACACGCAGACAGAGAAGGUUGUCGUCGUCGAUCUGGGCGGCGAUGAUGACGAGCCCUUGGAGAAAAAUCGCCUGCGCACUAUUGCACAAGGCAUCCCAACGUCGGCGGCGACGUCACGCGCUGCGGUAGACGAAAGGCGACUUCUGGUUGGGGGCGAGUCGGCAGGUGCUGCGGGUGCGGGUGCUUCAGGCGCUGUGGCCCCCAUUGCGACGGCGAGAGAGGAGGCACCAGUUGUGGUGACGGCAAGAGAGGAGGCGCAUGGCGAGAACAAAAUUGAUCGGGACGGCGGCGAGGCCGGUUCAAAUCGGGUACGCAGGGGAGUGAUGACGAAAGACCUCGUCGAUCGUGUCGUGCUUUGGGUUGAUGACAAAGCUUUCGGGACGACGGGGGAGGGGCAAAGACUAUACAACAUCGUCCACGAAACGAGAGAGUACUUUGUCGCCAUCGUCAGCGGUCUUCCAACGCCUGUCGUCCCUCGGAGCGUCGUCCUGCCCAAAUCCAGCACGAAGGUAGCUAGGAUCACCGACCCAUCACAACUGCAGCAAGCGAUCUCCCGUGCGGCUGCAGUGGAGAACAUUGCUCUGCGCAUCUUGCACGGUUGGAUAUUCAAGUCCGGGAACCGCCCAAGGGGAUACAAUGUGGCUUUCCAGUACUCGCUCGAGUCCGCAGCGACGGACAUUGCGCGUGCAAUGUGGUACGGCGAGGAGUGGUGCAACGUCGUCAGUGCGGUGGUAUGUGCGCACACGAUAGAUCUGUCCAUGGACUUGCCACUAUGGUUCGCCGGCGCCAACAUCGAGGACAGACCUAAGGAUGACGACAUGGCGGCGUACCAGGAGUUUACCGUCAUCUGCGUCGCACAUGCAUUCCACGGGGCGGUGCAAAUGGGUGCGCACAUCGACGGCGACUUCAUCUCGUACGACCGUCUCUGUCGGGUGGCUGACUGCUUCAGGCUUUUGUUGGCGGCGUGCAUGUGGAUAAUGAGCAUGGCAGGAGAUGAUCCGCGCAGCCACUACGAAGCUUUCUACUUCGCGGACCUGGUGGCGAAGCCCACACUCGUCACGUCCAUGCAUCGGUCCUUCGAUCAUCGACGAUUCGUCGUCCGCGCCACAAAAGUCGUCACAGAAAGGCUCGGGAAGGCGAAAGCUACGUUUGGAGAGUACAAGGACUACAUCCCUGGAUGGGCACCCUGCGACAUUGGUUUCAGGCACGACGCAAGCAUAAUGGGGCAGGAGGAUGCGAAGAAGCUAGAUUGGUUGGGUCAGGUCUGUUUAGUUUGUCCGUCGUUGGAGUCGACGACGAGUUGAUUGAUUUGAUUCUUGUAUUGUGUUUUUAUCAUCGCACUUCGCUGCGCAAGAACUCCAUAGCGCUUUUAACGC
Messenger RNA from Chara braunii, 2921 nucleotides. The record is from the annotation of a GenBank genome assembly. NCBI's taxonomy places the organism in Eukaryota, Viridiplantae, Streptophyta, Charophyceae, Charales, Characeae.